AACAAAUUGUGAAGAUUCAACAGUAACUAUACCAUUUCAUUGUCGGCGUCUGGCACCACUAGUGUCAUUGGAUCCAUUAUUAUUAAAUUGUAAAACUAUUGAACGUGGAGGAAAAAUUGAAUUUCCAAUUAAGAUUAAAAAUGAUGGUCACAUGAAUGCUCAAUUAGAAUUAGAUACGAAAGAAAAUCCAAUGUUUAUUUAUUCUUUCAAUGGAAAAACAAUAUUAAAUCUUUCUACACAAUACUUAACUAAAGCAACAAUGAUUAUUGAAAUAAAGAAAAAUGCUCCAUUAGAGGGAUUUAAAGUAGAUGUACAAUUGAGACUACAAUCAUCACAAAUAUUAAUGCCAAUUAUUAAUGGUAAAAUAUCAGAAUCAAAUAUUUCUGAAUUAUUGAAUCAAACACUUUCCUUUAUACCAAAUAACAGUGUUAAACAAGUUGUAUAUCCCAUUGCAAAAGCGCUCAAAGAAUUAAAUAGUGAUAAUCACAUGAAUGUUAUACAUGAACUUUUAGAAAUGUUACCUGAAAUAGAAUUAUCACACCAUAUGAAAUUAGUUUUAUCCGAUUAUUCAAGAGAAUAUAAAUCUGGUGAGGAAAUUAUUAAUUUAGCUCAACAAUUAAUACCUAUAGAUUUAUUUGCACCACACGAAUUUGGUCUAGGAACAAUAAUGAAUCGUGGAAAAUUAGAGCCACAUCAAGCAUUAAAAGAAAUAGCAGCUAUGCUGCCAGAAAAUAUACAGCUUGGCUUCCAAGCAGGUCUUCAACAACUGCUUGAAUCGAAAGAUUCACAACAACAAAUAAUUGAUAAUAUAACAGAUAUUUAUGGAAAGAAAACAGGAACUAUAUUAGAAACAUCAUUCAAUGCACUUGAUUCAUUAAAGAAUAAUAAUAAAUUACAAUCACUCAAACACCUUUCUAAGUUAAUAGUAGACAAAGAACAACAACAUCGAAUACAAACGGUUAUACAAACAAUUGACAAAAUGAAUGAAUUAACAUCAUAUCAAAUGAAAGAUGUUGCACUGACGGCAUUAAAAUUAGCUUCUCAAUUAGCCUCACCAAGAAUUUCAAAUAUGCUACAAACUGUUACAGAUAUUCAUCAAAAACUUAUUGAACAUGAUGAAGUUGCGGCUAUUAAAGAUGUUCUAAAAUUAAUUCCAGAUGCGCCAAAAGAAAUUGAAAAAAUUGCAACAACACUAGGUCAGUUAAUCAAACAACAAUCGGGAACAGAUCCAAUCAAGCAUGCAUUCAAUGUAGCAAAAAUAAUGGCGGAUGAUCGAACAUUACAAAUAUUAGAUGUAGUUGAAAAUGUAUUAGAAAAAUUAGAAAAAGCCGAUCUACGAAGCACAGCACAUUUAAUAGUACAAGAAUUCUUUUCAGAACAUGUUAAAAAAAUUGAUCUUGCUCUGUCAAUAGCAAAAUCUGCUAGCAAAGCGUUAUCAGAAACAAAUGAUCCACUUCAUGCGUUAGAUACCCUAAUGAAUAAUACAAAGGAACUACAAAUAAUUGUUAGAACGAAAGAUUUAGCAACAGAACAUUUACUUCAACAUGGUUUGAAUUUAAGCAUGUCACUUUUGCCAUCAGAACAAGCUGCUAAAGUCAAAAGUGCUGCCGAUCUCAUUGAAUCGAUUAGAGCCGGUGAUCGAAAACAAAUUGUAGAAAAUGUUAUGAUUAUGGCAACACAAUUCCUUCCCCCACAGGCAGUCAACGUCGCGCAUGCAUUAUCCCCAUUGAUAAAUAAAAAGCUCAACAAUCAGUCAGUUAGUUUCGAUGAUUUUGCUGGUGAUUUAAUUGGAGGAGACACCAAAAAAAUAAUAGAUACAGCUAAACCAUUUGUUAAGUCAUUGAUGUCAGACAAAUCAUUGACAGUGGAACAGUAUUUCGAUAUAGCUGUCAAUCUUGCAAAUCAGCUUGGUGUCGAUCAAAGAUUUACCGAUGUUGUUAAAACAUCCUAUUCAACGUAUAAAAACAUCCAGAAAUUAGCUGAAGCAAUACCUAAAUUCAUCAAUGCACCAACAUUAGCCGCUAAAGCAGCUCAGUUUCAAUCAAUCGCUUCCACUGUACUUUCAAGUGUAAUGGAAUUGAUACCAAACUUACCGGAAGCAGUAAAACAGACGAUUUACGUUAUUUUGGCUGUUGUACAAUUGUUAAAAGUGACAGAUCCUAUUGGCCUCAUCAUAGCUGCCGUUGGAUUAUUUCUUGCUACAUUAGGAUUGUUCAGGGGUUUAUUUGGUGGAAAAGGAAGCGAUAAUAGUGGAGGUAAAGGUAGCAGUGGAAAGACUUCUUCAGGUGGUAAGGCUGGCAAAGGAGGAGCAGGAAGAUUGAGUGGAGGGAGCGGUAGUUCGGCUGAUACUUCUCAAAAUGCAAGUCAAAGUGGUAGUACGAGUGGUGAACCGAGUUUCUCACAAAGUGGUAGCGGCGGUUCGUCGAGUUCCGGACAAAGUUCAAGUCAGAGUCAAACCCGAGAUGACAAUUCCAUUCAAUCUGGUGGUGGAAGUAGUUCAAUUAUGGGUCAAGGAACUUCUUCAACUAGAGAAUCAUCAGGUCAAGGACAAGGAACUUAUGCCGUUUCUAAUCGAAAUGGUCGAGCUGUAUCAUCUACUGGAACGGAUAAUAAUAAUACGACGAUACAAAGAAAGAACACUGAAAACAGAGGAGUCCAACAAACACAAACCGAGGGAGAGUCUGUUUCAAGUCAAGCAUCUGGUCAAAGUAGAAAUGCACAGAGUACUACAGGAGAAAAUCAAAAUCGUAGCAAUAUAUCCGACAGCCCAGAAAAUAAAAGUGCAAAAAAUAAUUAUAAUCAAUUGGAAAGCUCAGUUCCUUCAUCAAUUUCGAACGUGAGUCGAGGAGCAAUACUAAAUGAUUCACAUCGAAGCUUAAAUGAUCCUUCCGAAAGACAGGGAUCCAUGGAGUCCUCAAAUGCGGCUUUUAGUCAACUUCAACCUGCACAUGAUACAUCUUUCUCAGCAGACACUGCGAGCAGAAACAACAUUCAACAAAUGAAAGUUUCAAAUGCAAAAAAAGAAGGUAAAAAUUACAAUUUUUUUAUCAGUUUAAUUUCAAUGUUCGGUAUAUUUCAAGCCAGACUUCGCAGCCGAGGAGCAGCUUUUCCUUCAACUUCUUUUAAUGUAUUAACAUUUGGUAAACAGGUACAAUUAAUUAAAAGUUAUAAACAAAAUUAUGAUCGUUUAUUCAUAUAUCAUUUACUAAAUUCAUUUAAAAUUGAUGGUGAAACAACAUUAUUAAAACAACAUUCAAUCACUGUUAUUGGCAUUGGUAUUGGAUUAGAAUGUAAUGGCGUUUGUUUGGCAUUCAAUGAUUGGAUUAUUGCACAAAAUCCUCUAUUAUUAUGUGAUGCUCUAAUUAAUUGGUCAAAUGAACAGUGUGAUAGAGAAACACCGAAUGAUGCUUUAUUCUAUGAUGACAAAAUAGCUUCAUUACGUGGUGAUGAUGAUCAAUUGUAUUCAUCAACUGAUGAAGUAUGGACAAAAGAAAUGAAAACACAUUUUGAUUCAAUAACACAAAAUACGAAACGAGCAAUUGAAAUGUCAUUUUCAAAUAGUGUUCAUAAUACACCAUUAACAGUUGAUAUUUGCUUUGUUAUGGAUUGUACUGGAUCAAUGGGUAGUUGGAUUCUAGCAGCAAAACAACAUAUUAAAGCAAUUGCCGAUGGCGUACAAAAAGACAUGAAAGAAAAAUAUGAUAAAGAUAGUAUUCUUCGAAUGGCAUUUGUUGCAUAUCGUGAUUAUACUGACAGUAAUCGUUAUGAUUCAAUUGAUUUUCAUCAAAUACCAAAUAUUGGUCCAGUUGAAACAAAAAUUGCAAGUCAACAAGCCACAGGUGGUGGCGAUCUGUGUGAAGAUGUUCAGGGUGGUUUAGACAAAGCUUUGAAAUUAAAUUGGACAAAAGGUGAUCGUGUAGCUAAAAUUCUAGUGUGGGUUGGAGAUUGUCCAGGACAUACCCCAUUUUGUCAUAAUGGAGGUCCAGGUUGGGAUAGUUAUCUUGGUGGUUUGCCUGAUGUACGCUUGAUGACUGAUAUUAUCCGUGAUAUAAAAGAUCAAAAUAUAUUUUUGUUAUUAUCCGACUUCACACAAUAUGUUGAAAUAAUGUUACAUAAUAUUGAAACAAUUUAUAAGAAUGAUAAAAAAGAAAGUCAAGUCAAACGAAUUAAAUUAAAUCAAACAGAUACAUCAUCAUUAUUAAAUGAAGUUAAACAACAAGUUAAUACAAUUAUUGCAAGUGAAUUUAUGUAA
Molecule: messenger RNA, 4252 nt
Organism: Didymodactylos carnosus
Lineage: Eukaryota; Metazoa; Rotifera; Eurotatoria; Philodinida; Philodinidae
Source: the annotation of a GenBank genome assembly